Coturnix japonica (Japanese quail) is the source of this 1286-nucleotide messenger RNA. RefSeq names its product motor neuron and pancreas homeobox protein 1-like. Gene Ontology annotation, molecular function: sequence-specific double-stranded DNA binding; DNA-binding transcription factor activity, RNA polymerase II-specific. Gene Ontology annotation, cellular component: nucleus. Gene Ontology annotation, biological process: regulation of DNA-templated transcription; neuron projection morphogenesis; spinal cord motor neuron cell fate specification. The record is from RefSeq and is a predicted model, not a curated record. NCBI's taxonomy places the organism in Eukaryota, Metazoa, Chordata, Aves, Galliformes, Phasianidae.
GGAGGAGGAGCGGAGAAGAGGGCUGCCCCUGAGGGCAGCCCCGCGGAGCGCGGCGUUGCGGGGCCCCGCGAGUGAAUGCCCGCCGGUACCGGGGUGGCCCGGGGCUGCCCGGCCGGGCGCUGCCCUGGCAGCCGAGCGGCUGGAGGAAGCACGCUGUGUUUUACCAGUGGGGCCCGGCCGGGCCAUGCACAAACCCAUGGAGAAGUCCCAAAACUUCCGCAUUGAGGCGCUCCUGGCUGAGGAGCCGCCGCGGAACGUCUCUUCUCCAGCGCUCAGCCCCGCAGGAAGCCCCGGCCCUGCCGGCCGCACCGACACCCCCUCACCUCUCGCUCCCCAGGCUGCCACCCCCCUCGGCCCGGCCGGCUUCGUCCCCAAACCCGGCUUGCUACAUCUCCCCGGCCCCGGGCUGGGCACCCUGCCGGCCCUCUACCCGCCUGCCGUGUAUCCGCUGCCUGCGCUGGGGGGCCAGCACCCCGCUUUCGCCUACACCGCUUUCCCCCAGCUGCCUCCGCCCGGCUCCGAGCAUCUGAAGGCGGCAGUGGCCGGUUCCUUCCCGCUGGAGCAGUGGAUCCGAGCCGGGAUGCUGGUGCCGAGGCUCUCCGACUUCCACGCCACCCCACAGUCUGCCUUGAUGGGGAAGUGCCGCCGGCCCCGCACCGCCUUCACCAGCCAGCAGCUGCUGGAGCUGGAGAACCAGUUCAAGCUCAACAAGUACCUCUCCCGGCCCAAGCGAUUCGAGGUGGCCACUUCGCUGAUGCUCACCGAGACGCAGGUGAAGAUCUGGUUCCAGAACCGCCGCAUGAAGUGGAAGCGGAGCCGCAAAGCCAAGGAGCAGGGGAUGGCAGUGGAGCCUGAGAAGCCACGGGGGCUUGGCAAAGCUGACGAGAGCCUGCUGCCCAGCCAGCCCCAGGGACAGGCUGGUGACAGCCCCGACUUUGUGGGGUGCAGCCCUGAAUCGGGCUUCCUGCGCCACAGCGCUGAGCUGGGAUACGGCCCUGACUCCUCCUGUUCAGGGGGAGAGGAGGAUGAGGAAGAGGUGGAUGAUGAAAUGGGCACUGCGGAGAGGAAGAUGGGCUCUGUGUUGUGAAGAGGGUCCAGACUGAGGGGUCAGAAGCCUCUUGGCUGGCAGACACAGACUGUACCCAUGUGCAGCAUGGGGGUUGAGGGGAGCUUGCCCCCCCCCCCUCCUUAACUUAUGUGUGUUUGGAGUCUAUUUAAUGUGUAAUUAUUCCUGUGUGUAUCUGGGGCUGUCCCCAUGUUCCUCCCCUAUAAAGCUGUUAUCUGGA